ACGGCGGGAGCUAGGGAGAGGGAGGAGCCGCGGAGCCAGGCGGAGGGUAAGGGCGCCGCUGGCCGGCCCGCGGGGCCCUCUCCGCACCCCUCUCGCUGAAGUUCGAAGAGGAAUUGGCAGGCCUGGCGGGGGCUCCGGAACGGGCAUGCACAGUGCUCGGCUUGACAGUUUCCUGGGCCAGCUCCGCUGGGAACUGCUGUGUGGCCGGGACACAGACUCACCCCCAAUGCCUGGCCCCCUUCCGCAACCCCCCAAACCUGGCCCAGGCAUGCGGCUCAAGCACCGGCUCAGGGCCUCAGAUGCCUUGGAAGAGGACUCAGCCUGUGGUGUGGAGGAAGAGGAGGAAGAAGCUGUGGUGACAGGAGACAGGGGUGCAGCCUUGGGGGGCCCCAGGGAGCAUGCCCUAGACUGGGACUCUGGCUUCUCAGAGGUGUCAGGCAGCACAUGGAGAGAGGAAGAGCUGCCUGUACUCCAGCAUCCACCACCCUCAGCAUGGCCCACCCGUAGACAGCGCCUCUCGGCCAGUGGCAUCCCCCUGCCUGGCAGAGCUCCUGCGGCCAGUGUACCACCUGCCCACCGACCACGGCCCAAGUCCACCCCAGAUGCCUGCCUGGAGCACUGGCAGGGGCUGGAAGCUGAGGACUGGACAGCAGCCCUGCUUAGCAGAGGUCGUAGUCGCCAGCCCCUGGUGCUGGGGGACAACUGUUUUGCUGACUUGGUGCACAACUGGAUGGAGCUGCCCGAGGCAGCAGGUGAGGGGGACAGUGGGGGUGGGCCCCGUGCCCGUGCUCGGCCCCCCCAGUUCCUGCUUGGCCUCUCUGAGCAGCUGCGGCGCCAGCUGGCCAGGGCACGCCGGGCAGCAGUGGCAGGAAAGCGACUGUCAUGCCCACCUCGCCCGGAACCCGAACUGCCUGCAGAUGUCUCACGCUUUGCAGCCCUCAUGAGUUGCCGCAGUCGCCAGCCCAUCAUCUGCAAUGAUGUUGUCAGCUACCUCUGACCCUGCCCUCCAGCCUGGGACAAUAAAGGCCUUUCUCUGCACUGUCCUGGUUCCAUACCCCUGAGGCUCCAGGAGGCAGCCUCAGUCCUGCAAGGCACAACUCAGGCAGGCGAAU
Molecule: messenger RNA, 1112 nt
Organism: Eubalaena glacialis (North Atlantic right whale)
Lineage: Eukaryota; Metazoa; Chordata; Mammalia; Artiodactyla; Balaenidae
Gene: INKA1
Product: inka box actin regulator 1
Exons: 2
Coding region: 146-997 (283 amino acids)
Cellular component (GO): nucleus
Molecular function (GO): protein kinase binding; protein serine/threonine kinase inhibitor activity
Source: RefSeq, a predicted model, not a curated record